Molecule: messenger RNA, 228 nt
Organism: Arvicanthis niloticus (Nile rat)
Lineage: Eukaryota; Metazoa; Chordata; Mammalia; Rodentia; Muridae
Source: RefSeq, a predicted model, not a curated record
AUGGUAUUUGUGGCCCAGGGCCAAAAGGUGCAGAAGAUGAUGGUGCAGCCUACCAACCUCAUCUUCAGAUACUUGCAAAAUAGAUCUCACAUUCAGAUGCGGCUGACUGAGCAAGCAAGUAUGAUAGAGGGUUGUAUUGUUGUUGGCUUUGAUGACCACAUGAACCUUGUAGUAGAUGAUGCAGAAGAGGAUCAUUCUAAAACAAAGUCAAGAAAACAACUGGGGUAG